CUCGAAAGGAGAGAAUAACAGCGCACGUGCCAUUUUGUUCCUUCCCUCCCAUUUCCCCCACUCUCAAGUCUCAACCAACAACCGCCGCCCAUUUCCCGCCGCCGUCCGCCCCUCCAUUCCUCGCCGGAAUUUCCCACCAACCAUUUCACCAAUAAUUUAUCUCUUCCCGUCACGUUUUACUUGAUUGAUCUCGCUCCUCUGAUUCCCCCCUUUAGUUUUAACGCUUGAUUCACACUCUUGUAGAGUAAAGUCUCUCCCUUUCCCCCCAAAAAAGCCCCGUCUUCAGCAGGAAGCAAAACGGUUGAUUACUUUACUGCUGUCGAUGAUUCAUCGUCGGGCCGCAUGAUUCCACCCGAUUCACAUCUCGUUCUACCCGCUAGGCAGCCAGCACCGCUCCUUUUCCGCGGCUGCGCCGCCGAUCGAUCCUCUCUUCGGUUUGAUACGGCGGCUCGAUCCCGCUGCCGCCGGCGGACGUGCAGUAUGUCUUCACCCGUGUGUUGCUUCGGGGAAGGCAGUUGGCGGCGGAGGAGGAUGAAGGGAGGGUUGAAAGUGGAGAUUGAUAGUGGCGGGGAGGAUGUUUUGGAUGCUGGAGUUGCUGCUGGAUCGAGGGCUUAUCCUGAACAUCUUGUGAUCAUGGUUAAUGGGCUCAUUGGAAGCUCUGCGGAUUGGAGAUAUGCAGCAGGGCAGUUUGUGAAGAAGCAUCCCGAUAAAUUGGUUGUGCACAGGAGUGAAUGCAACUCAUCUAAAUUGACAUUUGAUGGUGUUGAUUUGAUGGGUGAGAGACUGGCCGAGGAGGUACUAUCACUUGUCAGGCAUCGGCAUGAAGUCCGGAAGAUCUCAUUUGUUGCUCAUUCCUUAGGUGGGCUUAUCGCCCGUUAUGCUGUUGCGAGGCUGUAUGAGCAAUCUCCAAAGGCAGUUCAAUCAGGAGAUGCAGUGCAAGGUAUUGGUCAGCAAACUUACGAAGCUCGAAUUGCAGGGCUCGAACCAGUUAACUUCAUAACCUUUGCAUCGCCACAUCUUGGUUCACGAGGACAUAAGCAGUUCCCUAUUCUCUGCGGCCUUCCUUUUCUUGAGAGACAAGCAUCUCAGACUGCUCACUUAAUCGCUGGGAGGACUGGGAAACAUCUUUUCUUGACUGAUGAUGAUCAGGGGAAGCCUCCUCUUCUCCUCCGAAUGGUGAAUGAUUCUGAUGAACUGAAAUAUAUAUCAGCUCUGCGUGCAUUCAAGCGGCGUGUGCUUUAUGCCAAUGCUAAUUUUGAUUAUAUGGUUGGUUGGGGGACAUCAUCUAUCAGGCGUCAAAACGAACUACCCAAGUCCACUGCACUUAUAUUAGAUGAGAAAUAUCCCCACAUUGUCUACAUUGAGCCUGAGAAUACCAUAAAGAAGCAUGAUCGAACAUCUUCCACAAAUCUGGUGGAACAGGCGACGGAUCUAGAAGAGAUGAUGAUCAAUGGUCUAACUCAAGUACCUUGGGAACGUAUACAUGUUAGUUUCCACAAGAGCAGACAGCGGUUGAUUGCUCAUAAUACUAUUCAGGCAAGUGAAGAGCUAUUGGUUGAACUCAGAUGGUGCUGACGUGAUUUACCACAUGAUAGAUAACUUCCACAUCUAGCUCUAUUGAAGUUGGGUUCUUCCCAUCAACAAUAGUUCAAAGAUGGCCUGGAUUUCUUUUAUAUUCUCAUGUAUCAUGGGCAUUUUCAAACUUGAAACUAAUGGUAAGAUAUAGAGAAACUGAAGGCUGUUGUUCAUUUUGCUCUUGCGUCUUGUAGAUUAUUAGCUUGUACAUAAAAAAUCUGUAUUUUUUCAAAAUCUGUUCAUGAUUUGACCAUACUGGGAAACUGUACAAAGCUGUGUUUCGGUGAUUGUAUAAUGAUGCAAUCUAUCUCGACAAACUGCAACCUUUUGGUUUGCUACUAUGUGUUAAUUGCUUGAAUUCCUGGUCUUGGUUUUAGCUUCAA
Messenger RNA from Linum tenue, 1958 nucleotides. The record is from the annotation of a GenBank genome assembly. Lineage: Eukaryota; Viridiplantae; Streptophyta; Magnoliopsida; Malpighiales; Linaceae.